GCCCCGAGGAGGAGCCCAGCUGGGGAAACCCUCCCCGCCCUCAGCGUCCUACAUCUUCCACACGGGGAACAGCAGCGCCGCUGGAUUUACGCGGAUUUAUUUUAAUUUUUUAUUUAUUUAUUUAUUUUCCUCCCCUUUUCUCUUCCCACGCAGUAAAUCCCAGCCCUGGCUGCUCCCGGCGCCGCUCGCAGCCCGGCGGGGAGUGGGAGGAAGGGGAUGCUCGGAGGGUUUGGGAGAAUCCGGAGCAUUUCCAGCCAUGAGCUGCUCGGUCUCUGCGUGAGCUGCUGAGGCGGCUCCGGAGCCGCGGGAUUGAUGGAGAGGCGCUGAAAGCACCAACCCCACCAUGGAGCUGCCCAGCACCAAAGACUUCCAGUGGAAGUCCCUGGCGCCGCUGCCCAGCCGCAGGGUUUACUCCACGCUGGUGGAGGCGGGCGGGCAGGUGUUCGCCGUGGGCGGCUGCGACGACAACGGCGUCGCCGUGGACUCCUUCGAGGUCUACUCGCCCGAGGCCGACCAGUGGGCAGCGCUGCCCGCCAUGCCCACGGCCAGGGCCGGCGUGGCCGUCACCGUGCUGGGCAAGAGGAUCAUGGUGAUCGGCGGCGUGGGCGCCAACCAGCUGCCGCUGAAGGUGGUGGAGAUGUACAACACGGACGAGGGGCGCUGGAGGAAGCGCAGCUCGCUCCGCGAGGCGGCCAUGGGCAUCUCGGUGGCGGCCAAAGACUACAGGGUGUACGCAGCGGGCGGCAUGGGCUCGGACCUGCGGCCCCACAACUUCCUGCAGCACUAUGACGUGCUCAAGGACAUCUGGGUGUCCCUGGCUGCCAUGCCCACCCCCCGCUACGCGGCCACGUCCAUCCUGAGGGGCUCCAAGAUCUACGUGCUGGGGGGAAGGCAAUCCAAGUACGCCGUCAACGCCUUCGAGGUUUUCGACACGGACACGCGCUCCUGGACCAGGUUCCCCAACAUUCCCACCAAAAGAGCCUUCUCCAGCUUCGUGCCCACCGAGGAGAAGCUCUUCAGCCUCGGGGGGCUGCGCCAGGGCCGGCUCUACCGCCAGCCCAAGUUCAUGAGGACUGUGGACGUCUUCGACCUGGAGCAAGGUGGCUGGAUGAAGAUGGAGCGCUCCUGCUACCUGAAGAAAAGGCGAGCAGACUUCGUGGCCGGCUACCUGCGAGGCAGAGUUGUGGUGGCCGGGGGCCUGGGGAAUCAGCCGAGCGUGCUGGAGUCAGCAGAGGCUUUCCACCCCGAGAAGAACAAGUGGGAGAGCCUCCCCCCCAUGCCCACCCCGCGCUGCGCCUGCUCCAGCAUCGUGCUGAGGGACUGCCUGCUGGCCGUGGGGGGCGUCAGCCAGGGGCUCAGCACGGCCGUGGAGGCCCUGUGCCUGUCUGACUCAUGAUUGGAACCUAUCUGAAUGGGGAUCCCACCUGGAACAGGGCCCUGUGCCUGUCUGACUCAUGAUUGGAACCUAUCUGAAUGGGGAUCCCACCUGGAACAGGGCCCUGUGCCUGUCUGACUCAUGAUUGGAACACAUCUGAAUGAGAAUCCCACCUGGAACAGGGCCCUGUGCCUGUCUGAUUCGUGAUUGGAACCUUCCUGAGUGGGGAUCCCACCUGGAACAGGCCCCUGUGCCUCUCUGACUCCUGAUUGGAACCUUCCUGAGUGGGGAUCCCACCUGGAACAGGGCCCUGUGCCUGUCUGAUUCGUGAUUGGAACCUUCCUGAGUGGGGAUCCCACCUGGAACAGGCCCCUGUGCCUCUCUGACUCCUGAUUGGAACCUAUCCCUGUUUUUGGCACUCCAGGUGCCAGAGAUGUGCCCUGAGCCCAGUUCGGGUGGCUCGGGCGCUCCUGGCUGUGCCUGCAGGGCGAGUUUGAGGAUUUAAGCGAGUUUGGGGUGGUUUGGUUUGGGCUCCUCCCGGAGCUGUGAACAGCAGAUGGCAUCCUUGAGGAUCUCAGCAGUUUGGGACGGUUUGGUUUAGGCUGGGUGAGCCCCAGGUCUCCUCCCAGAGCUGCGAACAGCAGAUGGCAUCCCUGGGCCGAGCUGCGGCUGCAGCAGCACCUCCCGCUGUCCCGGGCUGCCCUGCCCGGGUGGCGCUGGACCAGCGCGGCUCUAAAAUCCCAUUUCAGCUGCUGCAACACCCAACAAAUCACUUGGAUGCUGCGCGUCUCCUCCAGUAUUUUAUUCCCGUAGAAAGACACCCCCGAGGAGCCCAAACACCCUCCAGGAGCUGGGACAGGGCUGGAUUUGGGUCCAGGAGCUGGGACAGGGCUGAGUUUGGGUCCAGGAGUUGGGACGGGGCUGGAUUUGGGUCCAGGAGCUGGGACAGGGCUGAGUUUGGGUCCAGGAGUUGGGACGGGGCUGGAUUUGGGUCCAGGAGCUGGGACAGGGCUGGAUUUGAGUCCAGGAGUUGGGACAGGGCUGGAUUUGAGUUCAGGAGCUGGGAUAGGGCUGGAUGUGGGUCCAGGAGCUGGGACAGGGCUGGAUUUGAGUUCAGGAGCUGGGAUAGGGCUGGAUGUGGGUCCAGGAGCUGGGACAGGGCUGGAUUUGGGUCCAGGAGUUGGGACAGGGCUGGAUUUGGGUCCAGAAGCUGGGACAGGGCUGGGUUU
Messenger RNA from Melozone crissalis (California towhee), 2604 nucleotides. RefSeq names its product kelch domain containing 8A (gene KLHDC8A). The transcript has 7 exons. The record is from RefSeq and is a predicted model, not a curated record. Gene Ontology annotation, molecular function: protein binding. Lineage: Eukaryota; Metazoa; Chordata; Aves; Passeriformes; Passerellidae. The coding region runs from base 344 to 1396 and encodes 350 amino acids.